AUGCCCGAGUAGAGUUGAGCUUCUACCGGAGAUAAUUCUUCCCAUCAAUUGCGAGUAGAGUUGAGCUUCUGCCAGAGAUAAUUCUUCCCAUCAAUUGCAGAAAUAGCUAGCUCUUGCUCACUUUCUCUCACACUCUUUGUUAGUUAACACUACUGCUGCUUCAUUAUUUUGUGCUGAAUCAGAAAUGGGUUCUCUUGUGGGAUUGAUGUACCACUUAUUUCGUGUCAAAAUCAUCACUCUUCUCACAGAGAAGAGGGUUCACCCUGAUCUCUUUGUUCCCGAGAUUAACGAGGUUGAUAUCUACCAGUUUGAUCCUUAUGACUUGCCAGCGCUUUCAGAAACCAAGUCCGAUGACCAGGUGUGGUACUUUUUCUGUGAACCGCAUUAUAAGUAUGCCAACAGUAAACGUGCCCACCGAGCAACCGGAGGAGGGAACUGGAAAAUAACCGGUCGAGGCUGUGACGUGAAGGAUAAAGGAAGGGUGAUCGGUAAGAAAAGGACAUUGGUUUUCUGCAGACGUGGUAGUACUUCUAAGGAGAUCAAGACUGAUUGGGUUAUGCAUGAGUUCUAUAUCGAGGACAGCCCUUAUUAUGAGAAGAAUUUUGUUGUCUGUUACAUAGAAAAAACAAAAAAAAACAAGUCUAGUGUUUCAACACCCGAUGAUGGUCAACCGAGUCACAGUCUGUCUUCACAUUAUGAAAGUCGUGUUACAGAAAAUUCUUCUUCGGAGGUUGAAUCUCAGCAAACAAUGAGUCAGCAUUUGAUUUCUGAUUCUAGAAAGCAUAUUACAGAAAAUUCAUUUUUAGACGUAGAAUCUCCACCACUAUCAAGUGACGAAUUAGAGAGUAUUUACUCAAUGAUAAAUCCUCAACCACCAGAUGAAUUUGAUGCAGUCAGUGGCUAUAAUUGGCUGAAUCACAGCUCGGUCUCUGCUCUGCAGUCGCCAAUUAAUCAGUACCAGGGAUCCAAUUCCUCAUACUCAAAUGGCAUUAGUAAUGACUGUAAUCUGGGGAGCUAUGAAUUCACUGGUGGGCUUGAAGAUGUCGUGAAUUCGCAAAGGAAUGUCCAGAAUCAAUAUCCUUGCGAAGUAGUACUGACUCAGUCAGACAUUGAAGCAAUGGUUAAAGAGCUAUCUUGAGGACUUUCCGCCAAUAGCAUGGGAAAAUUAAAUAGCGAAGGGGGAUUAUAUUAUUACGGUUAUGAACACUGUAGACUGCUUUGCUGUAUUCUAAUUAUUAUGAGCCUUGUAAUUGUCGACCAUAAUGGUCACAUCCUUUUGGAUCUUGUUUCAAACACUUUGAAAAAAUUCAGCUUGUCAAUUAUAUUUAUAUCUAAGUAUGGCUUAGUUCUGGAAACUUCAAGUAUUGUUUAAUGGGAAUGCUGUUCAUA
Molecule: messenger RNA, 1389 nt
Organism: Pistacia vera
Lineage: Eukaryota; Viridiplantae; Streptophyta; Magnoliopsida; Sapindales; Anacardiaceae
Product: putative NAC domain-containing protein 94
Exons: 6
Coding region: 185-1138 (317 amino acids)
Biological process (GO): regulation of DNA-templated transcription
Molecular function (GO): DNA binding
Source: RefSeq, a predicted model, not a curated record